ACGGCUGCCUGUGGCCGCUGCCGUCGCCUCCGAUGGGUAACACUUGUUCGAAUCGUGUAUUACAGUAGUUUGUUGAUAGCCAGCCCCGCGAACGGAACGCGUACGGAAGAAAACGAUCGCGAGAUCGAUGUGGCUACAAUAUUUACCGACCACAAUAGCCAAUUGCCGGGAGAAAACAAAAGCAAUUGGAGCUCCAGACGGAGGAAAAACUAACGUUUUGUGCGAACUUCGCGAAUUUCAGUGGCGCAAACGGCAAGUUCUGUGUGGCAUUAGGUAACCGGAGACGCAGACCCGGAGUUCCGGAUAACGAAAAAAGCCGUAUCAGCUGAAGAGGGGCGAAUAUGAAGCCAUCGUGUCAGUUGUCCAUCUGCUGUUAGCCGAAGUGAGUGUGUUUGCUCCUAUUUUGAUUCCACUUCUCGGCCAGAUCGGUAAACAAAUUGUCUAUUAAACAAUCAACUUUUCACCUAAUAAAUGAUAUCGUAUAAAUCAAUUGAGUCGAUGCCAAUCAAGUGGGGCAACACAGAUAAAUCUCCAUCACAAUGGGCCGAGAUCGCAGAUCUGGACGAGGCAAAACGAAAUGCAUAAACAAACGUCCCUCGCAUCAAAAGUGUUUUAUGAGUUUUGUGUUUUGUGGUCGAGCAAGUGAUCGGGAAAUGAUUUGUUCACGACAUUCCACUUAAAGGAGGAACAUUCAUUUAUUUAUUAUAUUAGAAUGCAUACAGAAUAUUUAAAUGACCAAGACAAAAGCUACAUGUUUCGCAAGCAUAAAAAAGCAAUUAAAAUGAAGACUUUAUUUCUUCCAAUCAAGCUGUAUUUAUUUAACUCAAUUUUUGAUAUUUUAUAUCCCCAAUGGAGAUCAUAAAUUCUCCCCAACAAUAGUCAUUUUUCGCAUCACAUAGUUCUAAAAUGGAUCAUUAAGUUUUGAAUACAAUUUCCGUUCCGAACAGUUAACCGUUACAGCCCUUCUAUGCGCUUCUCAAUCUAUUGAGUGCCCCGAAAGUUCUUUGGUAGCUGCCAAUCAAUUGAUAAACGGGCAUUAUAGCUGUGGCAAUGAUUUAUUGUUGCAUAAAUGGCACUCACUAUUUAUUAAUAAACGAGAAGCGAAAUUCUGAUAAUUUAUAUAUAUGAGAACCAAGGAUUUGUGCCGCAUUGUUUGUGUUUGUGAGCCAAUGUAGAGCACCCGUUCGCUUCAAAUGGCCAAGUAAAUAAACAAAAGUAGAUUUUUACACUCAUCGCCGACAGCGCACAAUAAAAUGUGUGAAAAAUGUGCUAGAGCCAGUGGAAAUGCAACCGCGUAGACCAAAUAAAUAAAUAAAUAAAUUCAAACUUGGAGAGCCACGAAUGUUUGCUAAGAAAUUAAAUGAAAAUCGAUCAAAUGGGAAAUAAACGAAUGGCCAGCCAGUGGAAUGCCAAAUAAAUAAAUGCCAGACCAUUGUGUGUGCCCCAAACUAACUAAUCAAAGUGUUCGACAGGUUCCUUUAGCGAUAACAAGUGGAAGUGGAAGACAAUGUCGUGGAUAUGCUAAGUGGAAAUGGAUCCGAUGAUUUGUGAUCUGUGGUCUGGCCACAUCUGGCUAUUGAUUCUCAUUUGUUUCUGCGGCUUUCAACAAUGUCGCGGUUCUUUUGUGGACUAUACAGAGAACACAGAGUUGAUUCAACAGAGAGCCGGGUUUGAUGUCAGGCUGCAGUGCAAUCUCAAGGGUUUGGUGGACGAUAGUAUGUUGGAUGACAUCAAGAUACAUUGGUACUUCAAGCAAUGCAGUGAAAAUAAUUGUCAUCAGUUGGAGUCUGUGGAUGAAUGGACCGCUCUGCCUUGUGAGCCAAGUCUUUGUCGUCCGGAGUUGUGGCUCCGGAAUGUGACGGAGCGGUAUUCCGGACUCUACAAAUGCAGCAUCAAUCCUCACAUUUGGGAUAAGGCCCAAGCUGUGGACGUUCAACUGGUUCGCACCUAUCAGCUGGAUGUUAAAAAUACCUCCUUGGCCGCUCCCGAGUUCGUGGACUCGUAUCCGAACAACAAGACGACUUUGGUGGGCAGUAGGGUGGUGUUCCAGUGCCGCGUCCACAGCGAGGAGCAUCCCACGAUCAAGUGGUUCCGCCGGCACACCUAUGUGGGAACCCAGUCAGUUGGAGAGGCCUCGACUUCACCCACUGCCUCCAAUUUCAGCACUCACAUUGUUCGUUACAAUGGUCGGACUUAUGAACUGCUAUCCACAGAUCCAGAGAAGUUGAUGGCUCCCCAGAUAUAUCUCAGCAAGUUGAUUCUGGACGGAGUGAGAUUUAGGGAUGCGGGUCACUACGCCUGCGUGGCCAUCAGUUAUCGGGGUCACAAGAUCCGGGAGGCGUUCCUUGAGGUACUCCCCGUUCAGGAUGAUUCGGAAAAGGAGUACUGGUCGGAUUACGAUAGCAGCGAAGAUGGAGUUUCGACCAGCGAUCCUCGGGAGUUCCUGCUGCUCUUUUUAAUGCCUUUAGGAUUGGCACUACUUCCACUAACCGUUUGGUUCAGUUUUUUGUUGUACAAACGCUGCUCUGUGAAUCACAGUGAUUGCCAGCGAAUGGAUUCGGAUGAGGAUCUGGACACGGAAAGGUGCGUCCUUGGAGGGAAUUAACGCAUGAAGCCAUAACCGGAAUUGAUGCAAGCUGCAUUACGCUUAUUAAGUUUAUGAAUAAAGACUGUAAGUAGAGUUAAGGAAGUUGUACAUAUGUUGGAUUUAGGAUGAAUGCAAUGAUUAAACAUAUUUUGUAAGUC
Drosophila rhopaloa is the source of this 2745-nucleotide messenger RNA. Its product is annotated as cell adhesion molecule-related/down-regulated by oncogenes. NCBI's taxonomy places the organism in Eukaryota, Metazoa, Arthropoda, Insecta, Diptera, Drosophilidae. The transcript is spliced from 4 exons. The record is from RefSeq and is a predicted model, not a curated record. Bases 1532 to 2605 code for a protein of 357 amino acids.